AUGAAUGUUUCUCCUUUCUGGGACUUCCACAACAUCAAGUUUGCCCAUGAUACCUCCGGUCAGCGUCGCUUCGCUCCUCCAGAGCCAUACAGCCCCCCUAGUGGCGCCGAGAUCGACGGGACUUCUCCUGGACCGGCAUGCCCUCAGUUCCAAGCCGCAGUUCCGCCAUUCUUCGAUGAGACGCCUAACAUAAGCGAGGAUUGUCUUCACUUACGAAUCACGAGGCCAGCUGGAACAACUGCCAAUGACCGACUGCCGGUCGUAGUGCACCUUGUUGGCGGUGGGGUGGUGAAGGGCUCCAGCGACGACUCGCACCACGUCGCCCUGAACUACCGACUGACUAUCUUCGGGUUCGCUCGCCUUCCGAUACUCCAGGAUCAAAAGUCUCUGAACGUUGGGAUGAGGGAUCAACGCGCUGGUUUUCAAUGGGUUAAGGACCACAUUGCAGCGUUCGGAGGCGACCCUGAGAAGAUCACGUCGUUCGGGCUCAGCUCAGGCGCAACAUUUACGUCUCUGCAUCUCAUGACAUACGCGGGCGAGCAAGGGGUUCCGUUUACUCAAGCAUGGGCCAUGUCUGGUCCUCCAGGCACUGCGCUCAAUAUGACAUCUGAUGCUACAGAGAUACAUACUCGUGCUGUCGCUGACAUUGCAGGCUGCCCGGUCCAAGACGAACCGAGUUCUGAUGAACAAAUUCUGCAGUGCUUGAGGGAUUUGUCGAUGAGCGAAUUGCUAGAAGUCGCGGUGGCAUAUUCGCAGCAGAAUCAUCCUCCUUUAGGUCUUUUUACAUUUAUCCCCUCAAUUGAUGGGGACUUCCUACCGGAACGCCAGUCUGCGCUUUACAGAGCAGGGAAAUUCGUUAAAGGCAUUCCUAUCGUUCUUGGUUGGACUCAAGAUGAUGGAGCGACCAAUGCAGGACCUGCUCCGUCUUUCCAAACCGAGGAAGACAUGAAGGCUCCUAUCAAGAAUUUCGCCCAUUCGCUUACGGAAGAAGACUACCAAAAUCUGUUCUCACUAUACCCCGCCAAAGAUUUCGAGCAGGAUGUUAAACACUACGAGGCACGAAAAAGCGAGUCAGACCCCGUCGCUCCGGUCCAUUAUUUCCGUGUCGCACGCAUCAUGCGUGAUCUUCUGUUCACGUGCUCCUCGAUCGAUUUUGGAUAUCAUGUGUCAAAGCAACCGAGUACGCGGGAUCCCAGCUUUCCAAGUGUUCGGCUCUACGACUUGAACCAGAGCAUGUUGACACCCAUGUUCCACGAGGCCGGAAUGCCAUGGCUGGGUGCCAUUCACGGAAGCGACUUGGACUACCUGUUCAACAAUGUCUUCCCCAAGGAGCACAUGUCGGAGGAGGAUCGACGGCUGUCUGAGUAUCUUCAGGCAGCUUUCAUUAACUUUGCUUAUGCGGGACACCCGGAUCACGAAAAUGGCAUCGCUGGGGACGCCACUUGGCCGGAAUCCUUCCCAGAGGGGGGCGAGGAUUUCAACCUCCAGGUCAUUGGCGGCCCACAGGGUACAGGGAACUGCCACCUGUCUGAAGCGGCAGCGCACGACACCAUGAAGAUAGAUGAGCAACUGGGUGAAAUGCAAAACCCUCUGGAAGACGUUAUUCAAUAUGGAGAGAUGGGCUCUGAUGCGGUUCAGAAGAGACAGGAUUUGAUUGAGCAUGAAAGGUUGAUGGAGAGAUGUGCCUUUAUCAGCAGUCUAUCUGAGAAACUAGGCCACUGA
Messenger RNA from Diaporthe batatas, 1722 nucleotides. RefSeq lists its product as uncharacterized. The record is from RefSeq and is a predicted model, not a curated record. Lineage: Eukaryota; Fungi; Ascomycota; Sordariomycetes; Diaporthales; Diaporthaceae. Bases 1 to 1722 code for a protein of 573 amino acids. The transcript is spliced from 3 exons.